Danio aesculapii is the source of this 967-nucleotide messenger RNA. RefSeq names its product RERG/RAS-like b (gene rerglb). Gene Ontology annotation, molecular function: GTP binding; GTPase activity. NCBI's taxonomy places the organism in Eukaryota, Metazoa, Chordata, Actinopteri, Cypriniformes, Danionidae. The transcript has 5 exons. The coding region runs from base 76 to 687 and encodes 203 amino acids. The record is from RefSeq and is a predicted model, not a curated record.
AUAGUAAAGAGUUGUGGUUGGGACUGUCCAACCACUUGGACUCAGAGAAGCAAACACAGGACAUCAUCUGUAACAAUGAAUGACAUCAAACUGGCCUUACUGGGCAGUGAGGGAGCAGGCAAAUCUGCGGUUUUGGUGAGAUUCUUAACCAAGCGGUUCAUAGGCGAAUAUGCGUCAAAUGCCAACUCCUUAUACCAUAAAAGGCUUUCCAUUGAGGGAAGACAGUUGAACUUGGAAGUCUUUGAUCCAUGCUCGCAGAGUGGAGAAAGCAGAUGUAUCCUGGAGGAGCCGGUGGAUUGGGCUGAUGGCUUUGUUGUAGUCUACACCAUCAGUGACCGUACGUCCUUCCUAAAUGCCAAAAACAUCCUGGCGCAGAUCAAAGAGAGCCGUCGAGAGACCUGUAAAGGAGAGGUUCCCGUUUGCCUGGUGGGUAACAAGCAGGACCUGUGCCACAGCCGUCAAGUGAGCGAGGAGGAAGGCCGCGUUCUGUCCCAGGAGUACAAAUGCCUUUUCCAGGAGGUGUCUGCGGCUGAGAACUACCUGGAGAUCUCCAACCUAUUCACAAAGCUCAUCCGGCAUGUGAUGGAGCAGCUUAAGCACAGAGGCGACCGCAGGCGGUACAGUGGCUCUAAGUCUAUGGCCAAGCUCAUUAACAAUGUCUUUGGCAAGAGGAGAAAGUCUGUUUGAGUGCCGAACAUAAAAGAGUCGGGCAAUGAGUCAGUCUCCGCUGAAUCAGUAAUGGAGGUGUAUCCUUGUUAAAUCUAAUGUUCUUGGAAAGGUUUUACAUGUAUAGACGUAUGCUUAAGUCCAAAUGAGUACUGUUACAGUCUUAUAAAUGAAGGUUCUUUAUUGGCAUCAGUGGUUCCAUUAAGAACGUUUAACACUCAUGGAAACUUUCCAUUGUUUCCAAAAGGUUAUUUAAAGUUGAUACGGUUCUCUUGAAUCAUGUUUUUUUUUUUCACUAAGA